AUAACAAGUCGUUCUCGAGCUCUCUCAAUCCGAAUCUCUGAUUGAAAGAAGAAGAAUUACUUUAUUUCAAGAAUUGAGUAAACAUAAAAGAAAAAAAUGGCAUCAUGGAAGAAAACAAUCGCAACACCAUUCAAGAAAGCGGCAACAUUCUUCAACCAACCGCAACAAUCACCAAAGAAGGGUUGUCGUGGAAGAAUGGAUGCGAAAGCAAGGGAAGAGCACGAGAAGAGAAUGGUUCAAGAGCUCCAAGGAGAAGUCAUGGCUUGUGGUUACGACGACGUCCUCGUCAUGUGGUCUAUUCUUGACAAAUCUAACUCCUCAAAUAACCUCUCUUGUUAAUCCCAAAACCAAACACAAAAAUGGUAUUAUGAUCAAAUCUAUUGUACAUAUCUUAAAAGUGGUAUUAGCCCACCUCAACCAUCUCCUCCUCUUCCUCUUCGUCCUUAUCCUUUUUUUUAAGGUCUAGUGAAAAUAUUUUUUCCGACGGGUUUCCGUCGAGAAUUUAGAUGGUACUAUUUUCCCCUUUGAUAAUCCCUGAGAGUAAAUCACGGUGGGGUUUUUUUUUUGUAUUUUGGAGAAAAAAAUGUCUUUCUUGAAUUCACAUAUCAUUUGUAUGAGAUGAUUAGCAUUAUUUGAAUGAGAAUUCAAGUUAUUAGUUCU
Arabidopsis lyrata subsp. lyrata is the source of this 660-nucleotide messenger RNA. RefSeq lists its product as uncharacterized. The record is from RefSeq and is a predicted model, not a curated record. Lineage: Eukaryota; Viridiplantae; Streptophyta; Magnoliopsida; Brassicales; Brassicaceae. Bases 97 to 339 code for a protein of 80 amino acids. The transcript has a single exon.